GAUAAGUACGUGAGAGGAAAGAGCAAGGCUCUGGUGGAAGGACCCGUGUUAGCAUCCCAUUUGAGGACAUGAAGAGGUCCAGUGACAAGCUCUUCUGCUGCAGGUGGGCGCGCCGCAGGGUUCCCGCGACCCACAGAGACGAGCUGUACCACAUCCUGAGAAUGACAGGGCCUCUGCUGCUCUCGAGAAUCCUCAACUAUCUGCUUCCAUUUGUGGUCACGAUGUUCUGUGGACGUCUGGGAAAUGAAGUGAUGGCCGGUUAUGGAUUAGCUUCUGCUACCAUUAAUGUUACAACGGCAGCAACAGGGUACGGUCUGGGACUGGCAUGUGACACUUUGGUGUCUCAGACAUUUGGUGGAAGGAACCUCCUGCGGGUGGGGGUGAUCCUCCAGCGGGGCAUCGCCAUCCUGCUGCUGUUCUGUCUGCCCUGCUGGGGUCUCCUCAUCAACGCCCAGCCCAUCCUGUUAUACCUGGGCCAGGACCCCAAGGUGGCCAGAAUAGCUCAGCUGUAUAUCACAGUCUUCCUCCCUGCUGUACCAGCAAUGUUCCUACACCAUCUUCAGGUGUCCUACCUGCAGAACCAGGGAAUAAUUCUGCCACAAAUGUACACUGCAGCGAUGGCAAACGUUGCAAACGUGGUGACCAACUACAUCUUUCUCUACUGGCUGGAUCUGGGUGUGAGUGGUUCCGCAGCAGCCAAUACUCUGUCUCAGAUUUACAUCUGUGCGUUUCUGUUUGCUUACAUCCGGUGGAAGAAGCUCCACGUAUCAACAUGGGGAGGCUGGUCUGUGGAAUCACUGCAGGAAUGGGGCUCCUACAUGAAGCUGGCCAUUCCCAGUGCACUGAUGAAAUGCUUUGAGUGGUGGGUGUUUGAGUUUGGGGGAUUCUUUGCAGGAAUGCUGAGUGAAAAUGAACUGGCAGCCCAACAUGCUAUGAUGAUGGUGUCAGUCAUAACCUACAUGUUCCCUUUUGGUAUUCAAGCUGCAGCCUGUGCUCGGGUGGGCAAUGCUCUCGGGGCAGGGGACAGCGCCAGGGCCGUCCUCAGCAGCAAAGUGGCUCUCGCUCUGGCAGGAAGCAUUGCAGUGGUUGAAGGCACUGUGCUCGGCUGCACUAAAACAGUUAUUGGCUGCAUCUUCACCUCUGAUGAGAAAAUUAUUGGUUUGGUUUCACAUUUGAUGACUGCUUACUGCUUCCUUCAGUUCUUCGAUGGUCUUGUGUCUGUGUGCACAGGCAUCUUCCUGGGCACGGGCAAACAGAAGAUACCAGCGGUGGCUAACUUCAUCGGAUACUACUGCAUCGGGCUCACACUGAGCAUUACUUUGAUGUUUGUGGCAAAACUGCGAGUCUUAGGGUUCUGGCUGGGGCUGCUCGUUUGUGUCAUCUUACAGUCCACCUUCUACAUCACUGUCAUCUUCAAGAUGAACUGGGAGAGGAUGGCUGAGGAGGCUGUGAAACGAGCUCAAAAAAACACUAACGUGUCGACAUCAGGUGAAAGCACAACAGACCAGACAGUAAAUACCAGGAAUCAGGUCGACGGCUACACGUCUGUGAGGACCGAGUGUCCCGAUGGCGUGACGGAGAGGGAGGGUGAACCUGCAGCCCAGCAGCCGAAGGGGAGACGUCUGUCCACCACCCAGCUGAUCGUCAGACGGGGGCUCACCAUGUGUGCAGCCGUCCUCCUCCUAGCCGUCGGAGCUGCUGUGCACUUCCUCGUGCCUCUGCCAGAGACUCCAUCCUCCAGUAACUUCACCCUGGACCAGAUCAACACUACAUACACACCCGGCCAAACGCUCUCCACUGUGCUGCUUCCAAAUGAAGAAUCAUAGUGUGUGAAAGACAUUCACAAUGUGACUGGUUAAUGUUUUCAACACACUGAUAAAAUGUGCUUGAAGACAGAUUACUUAUAGAUGAACAUUUUAAUUCUUUACAGGACACUUUAAAAAAAAAAUUACAAAUUUGAACAUUUUAAUUCAAAAGUAUUGUGAAUUAUAUUUUGCACUGCACUGUGGUAACAAUUUGACAAUUAACUAUCUCCUUUUUUUUUUUUAAUAAAUUAUACAUGGACUAAAUGCUCACACUUAAAAGAGUGCCUUCACUUCAUUGACUGUGGAUUCAAAUCAUG
Messenger RNA from Salarias fasciatus (jewelled blenny), 2122 nucleotides. RefSeq names its product multidrug and toxin extrusion protein 1-like. Gene Ontology annotation, molecular function: antiporter activity; xenobiotic transmembrane transporter activity. Lineage: Eukaryota; Metazoa; Chordata; Actinopteri; Blenniiformes; Blenniidae. The coding region runs from base 69 to 1826 and encodes 585 amino acids. The record is from RefSeq and is a predicted model, not a curated record. The transcript has 17 exons. Gene Ontology annotation, cellular component: membrane. Gene Ontology annotation, biological process: xenobiotic detoxification by transmembrane export across the plasma membrane.